This is a messenger RNA of Rhagoletis zephyria (snowberry fruit fly), 1419 nucleotides long. The record is from RefSeq and is a predicted model, not a curated record. Lineage: Eukaryota; Metazoa; Arthropoda; Insecta; Diptera; Tephritidae.
AUGGUCAAGUACAUGAAGGAGAAAGGGCUGACCAGCAGCACCGGCAGCGAUUCAGGCGGCGGCGGCGGCGGCAGCAGCAGCGCCUCCUCCAGCAGCGCCAAUGACGUCGUCUCCAGUGUCGAGGAUAAGAAGAAGAAGGUUCGCGAGCUGCCCAGCUCAGUGGACCCCGCAGACGAUGACGACGUCAGUCCGAAGUCGUCGAGCAGCGGCGACAGCAAAACAAAAGCUGCCAAAAAGAAGUCCUCUUCCUCUUCAAAGAAGAAGUCCAAGGGCAAGCGGUCCAAAUCCAAGUCGAGCACUGGGAAAGGUCGGAAGAAGUCGCUGGUCAAGUCGAGUACCGGAGCGGUCAACAAGAAGUCGCCCCUCUCCGCGAAGAGCAAGUCUUCGAGCAAGGGCAAGUUCAAGAUGGUGGCCAACACUGAAAUGGCGCUGAAACCGCUGCAGGUGAAGGGCGUCAACUACGGCGAGAUGACCUUCGACGAGAAGAAGGUGCAGUUCAUGCAGACGCUGCUCAAGGCGAAUGUCAGCAAGCUGAAGAGCCUUCCCGCUACUGAGCCCUCCGAGGAGGGGAAGAAGGCUUUCAGCAUGUACAACCUUGACGAGAAGAAGCCCCUGGAGACGGGCAAACCGCACUCGGCCAAGGCGCUCUACACCUGCACUCACAAGUCAUUUUCUCCGGACAUUCAGGUAGUCGCCAAGGUGUACGACGCGGCCACCUACGACCCAAAGAGUUCGCUCUUUCUCAAGGUGCUCCGUCAUCUGGGCAAGCUGCAUCCUAAUGUCAUUCAGACCUGGGACGUCAUCAACAAGGGCGACUCGGUGUACGUGUUUCAAGAGUUGGCUCCUUAUGGCAACUUAGCCGACUACGUGAAGAAGAAGGGCCCGCUGGGGGAGAAGGAGUGCCAGCUGGUGGCCUGUCAGCUGCGCACGGGCAUGGAUUUUUUGGGCGACAUGGGCAUCUCUCAUCGAGACAUUAGCCCUCGUCACCUGCUGCUGGUGCACAAGGACAUGCGCGUCAAGCUGACCGGCUUUCGCUCCGCCGUCAUCUACUACAAUGAGAAGAGCGAUGAAAUUAACUUUCAGCCCUGUCUGCCGGUGAAGAAGAAGGGCAAGGAGGGCGCCGAGGACUACCACGCUCCUGAGUCGUACGGCAACUCGAAGAAGGAGCAGUUUGACCCGGUGGCGGCCGACGUCUUCUCCGCCGGCGCCACGCUCUACCACCUGCUCACGGGCAAGUUUCCCUUUGACGCCUCGAAAAGCAAUCCCAAGGUGGAGAAUGAGAUCCAGGGCAAUGUGCGCGCACUGAAGAAGGUCUCCGACAAUGGCAAGAGCGCCCUCGGUUACAUGCUCACCACUUUCUCAGACAAGCGUUUCACCGUGGAGCGUCUCAAGGAGCACCCGUGGUUCCAUGAGAAGUGA